Musa acuminata AAA Group (dessert banana) is the source of this 436-nucleotide messenger RNA. RefSeq lists its product as uncharacterized. Gene Ontology annotation, molecular function: RNA binding. The transcript has 2 exons. The record is from RefSeq and is a predicted model, not a curated record. Lineage: Eukaryota; Viridiplantae; Streptophyta; Magnoliopsida; Zingiberales; Musaceae. The coding region runs from base 3 to 323 and encodes 106 amino acids. Gene Ontology annotation, biological process: RNA processing.
AGAUGAGAGAGCUGCGGAUGGGGAACGCGGAGGAGGCGGCGAUGGAGCGGCAGAUGAUCCGGCGGGCGGUGGAGGACUGCCCGCGGCUGGCGCAGGACGAGAAGGAGCGGAUCGACAAGGUGGCUCGGUUCGUGGCCAGGGACGGCGACCUGACCGAGACCAUCCUCCUGAGGCUGCUCAAGAUCACCAAGAACCAACGCCGCUGGGGGUUCAUCUCGCCGGACCACCCCCACCACGGCUACUACCUGCGGCGCAAGAUCUCGGAGCAGUGCCGGGCCAUCCGGCCUCCCCGGCAUAUGGUGAUCACUGCAAGAGAGAGAUGACGGGUUUCACGUCACUGUGACAGACAGUUACCUAAUUAGCUACUCGUUCUUCGUCUCAAACUAUUGUUCGUCUGGAAGGAAAUGAAUGAAUGAAUACUUCUGCUUGCCUUUGC